UUUUCAUUACCGUACCGUAGUGUUCCGAAAGCAGUUUGCGAUUCCGGUUGGGAUUUCGAUGAAGGUUCUGGAACCUAGGGUUUCAAUCCGUCCGUACAAGGAACCCUACGCGAGUAGAGUAGUAGUUACAGUCGUCGUCUUCUUCCUCUGGGUUUCGUUGCAAUGAGCGCCAUUAACAUCACAAACGUGACGGUGCUUGACAAUCCGGCUCUGUUUCUCGCACCCUUCCAGUUUGAAAUUUCUUACGAGUGCAACACUCCUCUCAAAGACGAUUUGGAAUGGAAGCUCAUCUACGUGGGAUCUGCUGAGGAUGAGACUUAUGACCAACUCCUGGAGAGUGUACUUGUUGGGCCUGUCAAUGUCGGAAACUAUCGUUUUGUACUACAGGCAGAUCCUCCUGACCCAUCCAAGAUUCGUGAUGAAGACAUCAUUGGUGUGACAGUGCUUCUGUUGACCUGCUCUUAUAUUGGUCAGGAAUUUAUCCGAGUGGGCUACUACGUUAACAAUGAUUAUGAUGAUGAGCAGCUGCGGGAAGAACCUCCUCCAAAGGUCUUGAUUGAUAGGGUUCAAAGAAACAUUUUGUCUGACAAACCUAGGGUCACAAAGUUCCCCAUCAAUUUCCAGCCAGAGAAUACUGAGAGUGGAGAACAACCCCCUCCACUUGAUCAGCCCAAUGAAGCGGAUGGAAGCACAGAACAGCUUGUUUUGCCUGUAAAUCCUUCAGAGGAGCAGAAACCUUAGGUAUUGAAUCACAGGCUUCCACUUCCUUUUUGACUUUCGUUAUCCUCUUUCUGGGAAAACUUUAUGCAUAUUGUUUCACUGGGCGAUUGCCAAAAUUUUCGAAGGAUACCAAAUGCUUUGGCCCUACCUGGGAAGGGGUUUUGAAGUUUAUAACUUCUACCCUGUAAAUACAGUAACAUUGGUUCAUGAAGCUGUGCUGACUUGUGGUUGUUGGAAGUCUGUUUCAUUCAGGUGAUAUUUUGUGCUGACUAGGAUUAUCAAAUUUGUAGUAAUAGGAGACAGAUGUUCACUAUUAGCCUGAAAUCUCAUUGAACCUUGUGUAUGAUCUUAACUUUUUGUACUAAUCUCACUUUGUGGAGUUUUUUCAUUGUUU
Molecule: messenger RNA, 1114 nt
Organism: Pyrus x bretschneideri (Chinese white pear)
Lineage: Eukaryota; Viridiplantae; Streptophyta; Magnoliopsida; Rosales; Rosaceae
Product: histone chaperone ASF1B
Exons: 3
Coding region: 163-741 (192 amino acids)
Biological process (GO): DNA replication-dependent chromatin assembly
Cellular component (GO): nucleus
Molecular function (GO): histone binding
Source: RefSeq, a predicted model, not a curated record